Messenger RNA from Nicotiana tabacum (common tobacco), 1380 nucleotides. RefSeq names its product glucan endo-1,3-beta-glucosidase 8-like. The record is from RefSeq and is a predicted model, not a curated record. Lineage: Eukaryota; Viridiplantae; Streptophyta; Magnoliopsida; Solanales; Solanaceae. Gene Ontology annotation, biological process: carbohydrate metabolic process. Gene Ontology annotation, molecular function: hydrolase activity, hydrolyzing O-glycosyl compounds.
GGAGUAAACUGGGGUACAAUGGCAACUCAACAGUUACCACCAAAGAGUGUGGUGAAAAUGCUGAAAGACAAUGGAUUUGAUAAAGUGAAAUUGUUUGAGGCAGAUGAAAAUAUUUUGAAUGCUUUAGUUGGUACUGAUAUUCAAGUUAUGCUUGCUAUUCCUAACUUCAUGUUGCAUGAUAUGAGUGCUGAUCCUUUAAUGGCUGCUGCUUGGGUCCAAGAAAAUGUCUCUGCUUAUGCUUAUACUGGUGGUGUCAAAAUCAGGUAUGUUGCAGUAGGAAAUGAGCCAUUUCUCCGAACAUACAACGGAACAUAUCUGCCAUACAUAUUACCAGCUCUGAAAAACAUUCAAGAAGCCAUUAACAAAGCAGGAUUAGGGUCAGAGGUAAAAGCAACUAUUCCAUUCAAUGCUGACAUUUACUUCUCCCCCGAGUCAAAUCCAGUUCCUUCUGCUGGUGAUUUCAGGCCAGAAGUACGCGAUUUAACCAUUCAGAUUGUCCAAUAUUUGUAUUCAAAUGAUGCUCCUUUCGUCGUUAACAUCUAUCCUUACCUCAGUCUCUAUGGAAACAUCUACUUUCCAUUAGACUUUGCCUUUUUUGAUGGCUCAAACAAGCCUGUUAGGGAUGGCGAUUAUGUUUAUACUAACGUGUUUGAUGCCAAUUUCGAUACUCUUGUUUGGUCAUUGAAGAAAGCUGGUUUUCCUGAAGUGAAAAUCGUGGUUGGAGAAGUAGGGUGGCCAACAGAUGGAGAUAAAAAUGCCAAUAUCGAAAAUGCUAUGAGAUUUAACCAAGGAUUGAUUCAACAUUGUUUAACUGGACAAGGAACACCAGCUCGGAAGGGCAGAAUAGAGGUAUAUUUAUUCAGUCUCAUUGAUGAGAACGCGAAAAGCAUUGCUCCAGGUAACUUUGAGAGGCAUUGGGGAAUCUUUGAGUUCGAUGGGAAGCCAAAAUACGAGCUAGAUUUAUCCGGGAAGAUGCAGAAAGAUAAAGGGUUGGUUGCAGUAGAAGGUGUAAACUAUAUGCACAAAAGGUGGUGUGUAUUAAAACCAGAUGCGGUAGAUAAUGCAGAAGAAGACUUACCAAAAAAUAUUGAUUACGCGUGCAGUCUUUCAGAUUGCACAGCUUUGGGGUAUGGUUCUUCCUGUAACCAUCUUAGCGCGAAAGGGAAUGCUUCCUAUGCUUUUAACAUGUAUUAUCAGUUCAAGAAUCAGAACAGUUGGGACUGUGAUUUUGAUGGCUUGGCUGUGGUGACUAACGACGAUCCAUCUGACGAUAAGUGCCAUUUCCUUGUGAUGAUUUCUGUUGGUCAUUCAAUGGUGUUGUUGCAGAAGAGAGUACUAUGUAUCAUAUACUUGUUGCUAUUCUUGAGGGAUGUAAUUUAG